Molecule: messenger RNA, 543 nt
Organism: Gongylonema pulchrum
Lineage: Eukaryota; Metazoa; Nematoda; Chromadorea; Rhabditida; Gongylonematidae
Source: the annotation of a GenBank genome assembly
AUGUCAGCAGCUCUCCAGAAUUCUGAAAGCAACGGGCUGGUACCACUGCCGCUACAGGGUACAAAUGAUGAAGACAGCAAUAGGAACGGUAAAAGUGCCAUAGAUUCAAGUGAAUUCAGUGGAGUUCUGCAGUCGAAUCUUCAAAAUUGCCGAGACACAUUGUUGGAUAAAUUUGAAAAUCUGGCAAAUCAACUUUCUGCUGGCUGGAAGUACCAUAUCACAAAUACAGAAGGUAUCCGUGAAGCCUGGUUGAGCUUCGAGGAUUUCUACACCGAGAUAUGCUCACUUGGUAACAGUAUCAAUCGCACUCGAGGUCAUUCGGUGAAUUCACUUUUUUCCGGCUCACAGUAUAAUCAACUGGAUGAGAAUUCUCGGACACCGGAACGUUGCCAGGAAUUGCUGAUGGAAAAAGUUGGCGCAAUUGCUGGGAAGCUGUUGCCGAAUUGGCUGUUUGCGAUCGCAAAUACAGAGGAGCUUGCAGAGACCUGGAAUGAUUUCGAGCGCUAUUUUCAGCAGAUAUGCGUUCUGGAUCGCGGUAAGUAA